Molecule: messenger RNA, 1484 nt
Organism: Frankliniella occidentalis (western flower thrips)
Lineage: Eukaryota; Metazoa; Arthropoda; Insecta; Thysanoptera; Thripidae
Exons: 2
Coding region: 154-981 (275 amino acids)
Source: RefSeq, a predicted model, not a curated record
GUGGAGGAGCCGCUGCAGCUGGCGCGGCAGCUGGAGGCCAGCCACCGUCUGCUCACCUCCGUCAAGUGUACCGUCGUUGCCGAAGGGGAGUUUGGCUCCGCCUGGACGGCCUCUGUGGAGCCCGGCGGCCGCGGCGACAUCUCACGCCUGCUGAUGCUGCAGCUGGGGGCGGACGGCCAGCUGGGCAUGGUUGACGACGCCGUCGCCAUCCCUGCCAUCCGUUCUCCGUCUCACGUGAGGCCGCCUCUGAUCAGCGUCCUCUCAAUAACUGAUAAACACCUCGACAACGGACGUUUACAGGUGGAUGAUAUUUUGCGAACAGUCCAAAAGCAAUGGGCCGUGCCUCGCAGCCUCAGGAAGUUGCAUGGCGACGGCUCUGAGGACCUGCUGCGCGUCAUGGGGCCACACCUCGAGGAGCUGGAGACGUCGGGUGAAGUUCAGCCCAGCGUCAUGGAGGAGGUGCUCAAGCUGUCGGGACUCAGAAGACUGAAAGUGAGAUGCGCUGAGAAAGUGGACUUCCCGGACCUACCGUUGCUGUUGGAAGAGCUCAUUGUAUUUAAUAUAACCGAGAAUCAGCUGCGUUGUGUGGAGCACAUGCCCAGACUGUGCAGCUUGGCGGUGAUCAAUUACCUUGGUCCAAAUCUGACCUUCCCUCCCUCCAAGCACAACAGUCUGCGGUGGCUGGGCGUGUGCUUCGAUACUCAUCACAAGUCUUCCAUGCUGUCCCUGAUUCGCGCCCAUGCGUCAUCAGUGCAGGAGCUCCGUGUGUUCUGCACCUUGUCUGAAGGUGAGGGCUUCUACUUCCCGGAUUUCGGCCAGGAGCUGGCGGACUGCGGCUUGCACGCCUUGCAGUAUCUUGCCCUCGACCGCAAGAAGACCUGCCAGGCGGCGGCCUGCAUGGUGCAGCGACGGGACAUCCGGAGCUGCUUGCCCCCUUCUGUUGACGUGGUCUGCAUGAAGUGUCAGACUAUGCAAUUCUAGGAAAACACGCUCACUGUGUCCUCAACAUGCUUUCCGUGCAGUAAUUGUGCUGCUUAACGAAAACUCUCUUUUAAGGAUGUGUGACAUCAGCAACUCCGAAAUUAAUUUUGUAAUUUUUUUGUUGUUGUUAAAAGCCGUCUGAACUGUCAAACUUGUGAAAAUAACUAAUUCAUUCGGGUUCAUAUUAAGGCGUCAUUUGUUUGUUUACCCGCUCCCAGCAACUAAGCAAAAACCAUAACAGCAAGCAAACGCCGAUCAGACAGAGAAGAUGGAAAGCCACGCUCGCUUUGGGUAUGCGUCGUCCCGGUAUUGGACCCGUGCGGUGCGGAGCCAGACGCCGGCAGCCUGGGCUCGGCCUGGCCGCGACACAUGUGGGACCUGACCUAAGGCUGUGCGGAGAUUCGCGACGUUGGCUAGGCCACCCGAAACGGGAGGGUGCAGCGGGACCGGCGGGACUUCCUGACCGGAGCUCCUGUCGGGGUAGUGAGCGCCCGGCGGGUAGG